Molecule: messenger RNA, 8260 nt
Organism: Coregonus sp. 'balchen'
Lineage: Eukaryota; Metazoa; Chordata; Actinopteri; Salmoniformes; Salmonidae
Source: the annotation of a GenBank genome assembly
UAAUGUUUCACAACGAACCGGCGUGCGGUGCCGUGACUUUCACGGGUUGACUGACAUCCAGUGGGGGGUUGUGUAAACGGAGCUAAACCCGUCCUGUCCACCACCAAAAUGCGACUUCUAAAAGCAGGGCUAACCUUAGGUCAAAUACAUUUAAGGAAAACGGGAACACUAACAUUCAAAAAGGUAAGAAAAAAAGACCACAAGAUGUUGAGAAUAGCACAGGUGAGAAGGGAUGGAAAUGGACACACUAGUUAGCUAACCACUGGCUGUCCUGUCUUGCGUUGUAUAACGUUAACUAAUAAUAGAAAGCUUAUCUGAAAGCUGUCUGUUUUUUAUUUUAUUUAUAGGUAUUGAUGAACAGUUCUCGGUCGUGCUCCUCUGGUAUCGUUCCCAAUGAAAGAAUCCGCAACAUCGGAAUCUCGGCGCACAUCGACUCGGGGAAGACCACACUCACCGAGCGCGUCCUCUUCUACACGGGCAGAAUAGCAGAGAUCCAUGAGGUGAGUUAAUCAUGAUCAUAAACUGGCUCUGAUAUAUUGAAGUGUGUGUGUGUGUGUGUGUGUGUGUGUGUGUGUGUGUGUGUGUGUGUGUGUGUGUGUGUGUGUGUGUGUGUGUGUGUGUGUGUGUGUGUGUGUGUGUGUGUGUGUGUGUGUGUGUGUGUGUGUGUGUGUGUGUGUGUGUGUGCGCGCGCCUGCCUGCCUGCCUGCGUUUUAGAGGGAGGGAGACAGACUAAAACUAUUGUGUUUAUUUUAAUGUACUGUAUACACACUGUGGUUCCUCUAACCCUAUAGGUAAAGGGAAAGGAUGGAGUCGGGGCCACCAUGGACUCGAUGGAGCUGGAGAGGCAGAGAGGCAUCACCAUCCAGUCAGCUGCCACAUACACCGUCUAUAAGGAUUACAACAUCAACAUCAUCGACACCCCAGGUAUGGAGGUACCUGGCAGAAAGAUUUGCGUUAGUGGCAACACAGAUCUUAUGACCAGGUUCUUUUUUUGACGGAUAUACCAUAAGUCACAGUCACAGAUCGAUACUAGUGUACCCAACAGCUGAUGAACUUAGGAUGUAUUUUUGCUUUUAACUUUAGCCCCAGUUUCCUCCUCUCUGUCCUGUCCAGGCCAUGUAGACUUCACCAUCGAGGUGGAGCGAGCCCUGCGUGUUUUGGACGGGGCGAUCCUGGUCCUAUGUGCGGUUGGAGGGGUCCAGUGCCAGACCCUGACCGUCAACAGACAGAUGAAACGCUACAAUGUUCCCUUCCUCACCUUCAUCAACAAGCUGGACCGCAUGGGAGCCAACCCCAACCGCGCCCUGCAGGCCAUGAGGUCAGCAGAUAUAAGAUACUGAAGAGUAGACAGAUAGACUAGUCUGGUUUUUCAUUAGCUCUGUGUUCUGACUCCUCCUGUGUUCCCUCUUUCAGGACCAAGCUGAACCACAACGCAGCCUUUGUGAACAUCCCCAUCGGUCUGGAGGGGAACAUGAAGGGCAUCAUAGACCUCAUAGAGGAGCGCAGCAUGUACUUCGAGGGCCCAUUCGGGUAAGAGAAUGGAGAAUGUGUGAUCAUGGCAGGGAUUUAGAGAUUACUUACAUUACUAUCCAGAUCUGAAAUAUUUCCAUAGCUGGAAACCCUCUUACUGGAAGAAAAAAAUAUUUAAAAAAUGACAUCCUCUGUGCUUCCUGCAGACAGAAUAUCCGGUUGGAUGAGAUCCCGGCAGAGUUCCGUGUGGAGGCUGCAGACAGGAGACAGGAGCUGGUGGAGUGUGUGGCUAACGCUGACGAGACACUGGGAGAGAUGUUUCUGGAGGAGAGGAUCCCCACCUUGCCAGAACUCAAGGUGUGUGUGACUGUUCAUUAUGUCUUGGGAUAUCGCAACAAAUUCUGUAAUUUGAUCUUCUGCAUCAGUCAUAUUUUCUGCUAUGACCUGUGAACUCUGCCCCCUGGGCCCUGACCUCUCCCGUCUCUCCUCCCACAGGCAGCCAUACGCAGGGCCACAGUGCAGCGCCUCUUCAGCCCCGUGCUGGUGGGAACUGCCCUGAAGAACAAAGGGGUCCAGCCACUAUUGAACGCAGUGCUGGAUUAUCUGCCCAACCCCACAGAGGUCAACAACUAUGCCCUCUUCAACGAUGAGUGAGUAUGACCUAUGUGCCUAGACGGUUACACCAUUCAAUAUGACACAGCCGUGUUUUAAUGAAUUGAUAUGCCAAUAUCAGGACAGAGUAUAGGCUCGGGGACAAACUUGAACAAUGUCAAUGGAAGAUCUCACCACUGUGCUUGUGUUGUUUCCUCUGUGUCAGGGAGUCCAGUGACAGCAAUAAGAUCCUGAUGGAUCCCACCAGAGACGCCUCGCAGCCCUUCGUUGGCCUGGCCUUCAAACUGGAGGUGAGCACAGCACACAAACACUGUGUAGCAAACCAUCUUCUCUUCAACAAGUAAUCUUGCACAUUUACUGUAUAAACUUUUUUUGUAUGAUAAACUAUAUAGGGAUUGUAGAUGUAUUUAUCUCUCCCCCUUACUCUGUUCUAGGCAGGUCGGUUUGGUCAGCUGACGUACGUGCGUGUGUACCAGGGCUGUCUGAAGAAGACUGAGUACAUCAUCAACACACGCACAGGCAAGAAGGUCCGCGUGCAGAGGCUAGUGCGUCUCCAUGCUGACCAGAUGGAGGUGAGAACCAGGAAGUGAAUGUAAAUGGAAUAAACUGACAGUUUCAGUACUAUGAAAAGCACAGCACUGUGAUUGGUUAGAACGGUAAUGUUCCCCAUUUUGUUUUUUGUUUGUUUCUACGACAUGGCACAACGACCCUGAUUCCCCAACCGGACUUACCCUAGUGAUAACAUCUCAUGAUUACAAACAACUUUAUCUAUACAUUUGUAGAACUGAAACAAUCUUAUUUUCGUGCUAUCAUAAAUUGUGUCCCUCCCUCCCUCCGGUUGGUCAGGAUGUGGAGGAGGUGUAUGCAGGAGACAUCUGUGCCCUAUUUGGGAUCGACUGUGCCAGCGGAGACACCUUCACCUCCCGGACCAGCGCCAACCUCUCCAUGGUACAUGCCUAUGGCCAUUGUCCAGACUAGAUAAACAACCAGUCAGCACUCACUAACGUGUAUUUAAAGAUGCAAUCUGUUGUGCACUGCCUGUGUACAUAAUGUUAUGACCUUGAGCUUCAUUCAACAUGUUUCUCCCACAGGAGUCCAUCCACAUACCAGAGGCUGUCAUCUCCAUGUCUAUGAAGCCGUCCAACAAGGUGGGCCCUCUCACAUUCUAUGUAGUAUGAGGAGUCUAAAUGACUAUAUAAGACUUGAUACUAUUUCAGUAGUGAAUAUAAGCAUGUAUGACCUCAUCCUCCCUCUUCCUGUGGAUUAGAAUGACAUGGAUAAGUUCUCUAAAGGCAUCAACCGCUUCACCAGAGAAGACCCCACGUUCAGGGUCCACUUUGACACAGAAAGCAAGGAGACUAUCAUCUCUGGUAUGGGAGAGCUGCACCUGGAGAUCUACUCACAGGUACUAGUCUAGUGCUCUGCUCUCCGGAGAUCUGAAGAUCCUUCUGUCUGCAGCGUUUGUGUUUUGGCUUCAUCUUAUUUUUACAGUGUCCUAAGUUGUCUUGAAGGCUGAUAUAAUGUAUUAGAGUUCCAAACAUCUAGAAUCUUUAAUGGCAUUUCGGUGCAGUGAAUCAAGCUGACCUUACUUUCUCGUUGUCUUUCUGUAGAGGAUGGAGAGGGAGUAUAACUGCCCCUGUGUGAUGGGAAAGCCCAAGGUAGCCUUCAGGGAGAGCGUGACCAGUGCGGUACCGUAAGUACCACUCCUAACACACACACACACACACACACACAGCAAUGAUGUCCAACUGAACCACUCUCAGAAGCAUUACAUUGUAUACAGUGAUGGCUUUAUUGGACCCCUUCACAUCAUCAAUAGAGUAUAUUAACAAAAGGUUUUUACAAACACAUUGUUAUAUCUUACCAAGAGUCUUACAAGCUGACACAGUAAAAGCAGUGCAUUGGCAUAGCUGCAGUAAGGCCAUUGACAUGUGCCCUAUCCUCUCCUCUGAAGCAGUAGUGGUGAAGGUAAACAUAAUUACUAAAGCUAAGACAAGUGUGAUGUGUAAAGCUCAGCUUUUCAAAAUCAGGUAGAAAAUGGCUUUACCCUUUCAUUCAAGUCCUAAGAAAGAUGUGCUAUACUCUUCUCUGUAGUACUUGUGUAAGUAUUUCUCUGUGUGUGUAUCUCAGUUGGUGGUGUUCGGAGGAGCCUCACAGUGGUUGCACUUUGGCUGCAGCUCAGUCUGCAGGACUUUAACUCCCUGUUCUGGGGACCAGGUGAAUAGCAGCUUCCAGUGGAUGAUCUCCUGCACGUACACACAAGAAUGUACCUUUAUAAUAAUAAACAUGACGUCUGAGUUAUGUUAAGACAGAUGGCAGAAUGUUUUCGUUACCUGGGAAAUCAUUUCAUGCAGCAGGACAUGGUAGUUGAACCUCAGCUGGUCAUUCUCAGUCUCCUGUUGAGGGACAGACAGAACCAGGGACCAUGUGUGUGAGAAGGACGGAUUGAAAGUGUGUGGGUGGGGAGUUAGGUGUCAAUUUGGAAUUGGGCACAUAUCUCCAUGGUUACACUGAGGUUCUUCUCAAGUUACUGUCCGACUACAUCGCAGACCAGAUCAUACCACGCCUGGAUAGGUAUUUAACAUAUCAGCUAACCACAUAUGAUAUAGCAAUCUGGUGCCCGACUGCACAGUUGAUGACGUAGCACGCAACCAUUGGUUGAUGCAACGCCUGCGCAUCUAGUCGGGCAGGCACUCGACGUCUCUCUUUUACUGCUCACCAACUGUGUGAAGUUGGCCACCUGGGCCAUGUUGUACAGCGUGCUCUCAUUGGACUCCCUCAGCAUGAUAAAACUGGAGGCCACGCCCGCCAGUUGCCAGAAGGGUUUCAUGCUGGUCUCCAUGUGACCGUAGCUGUCUGUCAAAGAAACAUCACGGUCAGAAGAGAGAUGGGGUCAGUUAGACCACAAAAGGGACCACAGUCUGAACAAAGAGAUGGUGAUUUCAGUGGACAUGUUUGGACAUUAUACCAUGGCUGACUGAGUUGUGUGUGUGUGUGUGUGUAUUUAUAGCUCUAUAUCUACCUGGUAUAUUGUUUCCUGACACCAGGUUAUUGCUGGCUCUGUGUUGCUGGUAGAAGGCCUCUUCCUGAGCCGUGGUGUUACUUUGAAGCAGUCCCUCACAGGAGGCCUGGACCUGGGGAGCACUCUGCCCCUCUCCCCCUGGAAAGAGGAGCUCCGCAGAGCACUGCCCCGAAACCUUUAUAGGGAGAGGAAAGGGUGAGGGUUGAGGUGGGGAGAAGAAAGUGAAAAUAUGAAAGGAGAGUUGGGGAAAGGAAAGUAGCGGUAUGUUAGGGGAAGAUACGGGAGAGGAAAAAUAAGAGAAGGAAAAUAGGUUGUUGCUCUAACACAGGCGUAUUUAUCACCAUGGCAGUGUAGCCAUGGUUACUGAACACACCUUGUAUUUAUUCAUACAGCUGUUCUGUGCGAUAGUGAGUCACUGACAAUGUGAAUCGGAUCUUACGUUACUGAUCAUCUCCUGCAUGGUAAGCUCCAGUUGAUACUUCCUCCCCAUCUCUGCCACAUCCUGACAGUCAGGGAGAGAGAGCAGAAAUGAACCACUUAAGACAAGUGUAAGUAAACAGAACUAUGUUCCAUAAAGCCGUCGCCCCCUCACAAGCCCCCACUGUAUGCAUUAUUGAGAAUUGACUUUUUAUCCGCACGGACCUCCCAUAUCCAUCCCCUUCAAGGAUCUUUCCUUCCUUGCCUUGUAAUAUUAACUGCCCCCGCCCAACACACUCCCCAAAGUGUGCUGAUCCUCUAUCUCCACUCUUACCUCUGCGCUGCCGCUAUGUACUUUGCUGAGAAAGAUCCACCUGUAGGGUGAGCCGUAGCGGGUGUUCAGGUAGUGUUGGACCACCGUGGCUGCCCGACGGGCAGGGUAGUGACUUGGGUUCAGCAUGCCAGUCGUCAUCACUUUCUCCACCACCUCGCUUUCCCCCUAAUCCGCCGGAGAGAAGAGGAAUGAGAGCAAACAGGGGGAAUGAGUGAGAGAGAAAAGAGGGCGGUGAGGACAGGUAGGGAGAGUCCGUCUGCUCUGAUGGGACUUUGACCUCUGUGUGUGCGGGGGCAGGGUGGAGGAAGUAGUGUCCUGCCCUAGUUCUAGAUAAGGAGAAAGGGAGAGAAUAGAGACAUUUAGUGAGUAAGGGGAGGGUAGAAGUGUCAGAGGGAGGAAACAGUGUUCUUGCCUGUGCCUGGAAAGUCUAACUACCUGCCUGUUGAGAGGCUUUUGCGGUUAGACACUCAGACAGCUGGAAGUGCAGCCACAUGCAGGGGGAGAAACAACUUCCUGCUUCCGCCCAAGCCAGGAAUUCAGUUAGGACUGCCCCUUUUUAAAGGGACAGGCCACACAUUUCCCCUCUCCUCUCUUUACUGUAACAUAAAAGCAUGGCAAAUGACCAUACAGCUACUUUGUCUAUGUUAAUGUGAGUAUUGAUUGUUUCGGUAUUGAACUAUGGCAGUUCUUUACCUAGCAAUGCUUUAAUGAAAAUUCUCUGAAUUAGUUACUGAUGUUGGCUAUGUGCAUGUCUCUGCAGGUUUGACUUCACCCAUAAGAAGCAGUCUGGUGGUUCUGGGCAGUACGGUAAAGUGAUAGGAGUUCUUGAGCCUUUGGACCAAGAAAACUACACAAAAGUGGAGUUUGAAGACCAGACUGUCGGAACCAACAUCCCUAAACAGUUUGUGCCGGCUGUUGAGAAGGUAUGCAUGCCUGGCUGUAGUCUGAAAAACACAUAGGCCUUUGAGUAAGUGUAAUUACGAUUUUAAAAAUCCUGUAUCUUAUUCAGAUAUAAAUUCUAGUAGACCUCUUAUCUCAUACCCCAAGGGUGGACCUGAGGGCCACAUCGGGAUUUCAAAAUUCAACAAAGGACUGCACAUAUUUUUAUUUUGACCGAUUAGUUUGUCAAAAUCAAUUUGUGGGCUACAAAAAGUGCAUUAAUUUGAAAAUAUAUAGGUCCAUUAUAAUUUCUAUAUAUAUAUAUUUUUUUUUUCUCAAACACCCCGUUGGCCGGAUUGAACGGGCCUGCGGGUCGUAGUUUGCCCACGUCACUCUUUCUCCAUCUCCUCCCUCUCUCCUGCAGGGAUUCAGAGAGGCGUGUGAGAAAGGCCCUCUGACUGGUCACAAGAUCUCAGGCGUCAAGUUCCUAUUGGAAGACGGAGCACAUCACAUGGUGGACUCGAAUGAGAUCUCCUUCAUCCGUGCAGGGGAGGGCGCUCUUAAACAAGGUGGGUGUCAACCAACCAGAAUACACCCCCCAUUGUUCUCGCAUAUUUUUCUCUCUGUAUAACUUUUCCGUGCUUCUCAGCUUUUUGACAAACCUACUGAUUGUCUCCUUCCAUCCAUGUCCCUCUCUUGGUAGCCAUGGAGAAGGCCAACGUUGCCGUGCUGGAGCCAAUCAUGUCAGUAGAAAUUGUGGCGCCCGAUGAGUUCCAAGGGACAGUCAUAGCCGGGGUCAACCGUCGCCAUGGCGUUAUCAGUGGGCAGGAUGGGGCGGAGGGCUACUUUACGUUGUAUGCUGAUGUGAGUGCAGCUCUGUCCUAUUCAUACUUCCUAUGCCUUUUUCUUUCUGCAAAGACAGGAUAGGUUAAAUGUCUGUCCAGUCACUGUGUAUUUGAUGGUUAAUCUCCAUUUCCUCUACCCAGAUUCCACUGAAUGACAUGUUUGGCUACGCCACAGAGCUCCGGUCCUGUACAGAGGUAAGGCAAUGGCUGCUCUAGUCGGAUGUCAAGACGUCAAUUAGUCAUUAAAAAAAAGUCCAGGAUAUCAAGCCAUACAUUUUCAAUGAUAUUGAAUUGAGUUUGCAUUUGCUCAUUUUUUCUGUUAAUUUCUUUGGACCAAAGUAAUUUCUCAGUCCAUGAUCCUUUCUAGAGAACUGAUGUGUGGGUAUAUGUGUGUUGUGUCCAGGGGAAAGGAGAGUACACCAUGGAGUACAGCAGAUACCAGCCCUGUCUGCCAGGCACUCAGGAGGAGCUCAUCAACAAAUACCUGGAGUCAACGGGACAGCUGCCUGCCAAGAAGGGGAAGUGGAAGAACUGAGCGUGAACAACACACACAAUCACUGAAUUGUAAACACAUUACAGUACUACAAUGGAAUGCUCGACAAACACACACAAACAUACAGUGCUCAAUCAACUGUAAACAUACUGGGCUCUGCCUUACCAAGGUGGGUGUAUUAUAUCGUA